GUGGUAAAGUCCUGCACAAGCACUUGAAGUUCAGUUACUUUACGCCGUCAUGGCGCUGAUUUCGUCCUUUACUCCUUUGCUCAUAGCGAUUCUGUGCGUGGUUAUCGCUUUUCUUUUCAAAAGAUACAAAACUACGGAGUCAAAUAAGGCCACCAAACCAAGAGGAGAAUCCAGACCGUGGGUGGACGAGGACCUCCAGGAUGACACAGAAAUGAACAGUAAAGACAACGAGAGUGAUGACUGGGUAGUUGAAGGGACAGAGAACCUAACCCACGUUCCCUACACACCUCGCCGUUUCACUGAGGAAGAGAUGCUGCAACGCUCUCAAGAGUUCUUCACCCUCCUAAACCAGCGGCGAUCCGUCCGCUUCAUCAGCCGGGAACCCGUCCCCAGAGAGGUGAUCAACGACGUCAUACGCACAGCAGGUACGGCACCAAGUGGUGCUCACACUGAACCCUGGACGUUCGUGGUGGUGUCUGAUGAGGAGACCAAACACAACAUCCGAAACAUUGUGGAGGAAGAGGAAGAGAUCAACUACAAACAGAGGAUGGGAGACAAAUGGGUCCAAGACCUAAAGAAACUCCGGACAAACUGGGUGAAGGAGUAUCUGGACAUGGCCCCGUAUCUGAUUCUCAUCUUCAAGCAAACAUAUGGAAUUCUGCCAAACGGAAAGAAGAAGACGCAUUACUACAACGAGAUUAGUGUGUCUAUUUCAUGUGGACUCCUUCUUGCUGCUCUGCAGAACGUGGGACUGGUUACUGUCACAUCCACACCUCUGAACUGUGGCCCACAGCUCAGACUCCUCCUCCGUCGGCCAACCAAUGAGAAGCUGCUCAUGCUGCUUCCUGUUGGCUACCCAGCGCCUGAUGCCACAGUACCCGAUCUCACACGCAAGGAACUUGAUGACAUCAUGGUGUUUGUCUGACAUCAUUCAGUUCAUAAAUGACACCUGUAUGUUGUCCUACCAAAUAAAAACCUCCUAUUUACCCUACCUUAUUCCACAACAGGAGUAAAGUCACAGUAGUAAAAGGCUUCUCAAAACACAAGACAGUGGGUGAGUUUGCAAAUUUCUGAAUGAGAUGGCAUAAUGGCAUUCUUUGACAAGGCCCGUUUAAGUACAGCGGGACAGGCAGUCAGAAUGCUUUAAAUUUCCUGAAAUUUUGCAUAAUCCAUUUCAUGUUCUUUUCAUCUUUCUUAUAUGCUGUAACUUUUUUGUCAAUUUGGUAUGAAUGUUGUGUGGUACAGUUAUGGAAUAGGGCUACAGUAUUGUACAGUUUAGUGUUUCAUAUCCUGUGUAUGUCGUCAAGCCAUGUGUGAGAGACAAUGCAGCACAUUGAUAACAAACAUGAGAAUCAUUUUUAACCACAUCAACGCAUCAUGCAGUGCCACAUUUGUUCUGCACCUCAUUUGUCCCCAGAGUAUAAUAAUUUGUCACCAGAGAAUAAUCAGUGAAUAAAUACUGUAUGGUGUACAGAAGGAUAAAGCACAAAGCAGGUAACGUGAUUUACACUGUCUCCUGGUUGCAAGAAGGACACUGUGAUAAUAAAUAUGCAGUGUUGAUUUUGGUUUUAUGGGAAAAUAACAGGCACGCUAACUGUUUGGUAAAUUGCUGGUUCAUUGGGAGAAGGGUCUGGAAUGGAUGUGACUGGUCUGGGCUGCUAGUUUAUUGGGGCAACAGCAGUGGAGGGUAGUGUUCAGGCUGGAAACAAAAGUCCUGGAAGAAUAUUUAACUUUAUCUCCAGACCACGUAUAGGGGAAAGAGAUAGAUCUUAAAUAAGGUGUUGGGUACUUUUGGUUCAGCUUUAAGAUAAUUUCCAAGUUAUGGCAACAAGUGUGGAGGACAGGAUAGGUUAGUGAUGAUCCAUUAUCUAUGGGUUCCAAUAGCAGACUCAGAAAAUUAUUUGUAUAAAUUAUUAGUUUUAUAAAGUUUCACAGCAUCAAAAACCAGGGAAAAAAUCUCUUUUAUUCUGACAUAAGCCUUGGUCACCAUUUUCUGCAGUGGUUACAAAAACUCAUUCAGAAAUAGAUUUUUGUGUCACUUUUGCUUACUUACUUUUGCAUUAAAAUAUAUCCUUGUUAUUUUGUAUACUUUAA
Molecule: messenger RNA, 2094 nt
Organism: Electrophorus electricus (electric eel)
Lineage: Eukaryota; Metazoa; Chordata; Actinopteri; Gymnotiformes; Gymnotidae
Gene: iyd
Product: iodotyrosine deiodinase
Cellular component (GO): plasma membrane
Molecular function (GO): oxidoreductase activity
Source: RefSeq, a predicted model, not a curated record